Molecule: messenger RNA, 1908 nt
Organism: Emiliania huxleyi CCMP1516
Lineage: Eukaryota; Haptophyta; Isochrysidales; Noelaerhabdaceae
Exons: 12
Coding region: 1-1908 (635 amino acids)
Molecular function (GO): S-adenosylmethionine-dependent methyltransferase activity
Source: RefSeq, a predicted model, not a curated record
AUGCGCGCCUCUGGUCGGGGCGCUCGUGGCCGCGGCGCCGGCCGUGGCAGUGCCAACGGUCACGCCGCUGCACGGCAGCUCAACGCGGAGCUUGCUCGUGGCGACGCUUCCGCCAUCCGCUCUCUCGUCCGCUCGCGGUGUGCAGAGUUCAACUCGGUCAACUGCGCGACCGCGCUGCACCGGCUCGCCAAGGCUGCGCCGGCUAGCGCUCGGCUCGGCGGCAGUGACGCGCACUGGAAGCGCUCGUGGGCGGCCGCGGCCAAGGCUGCGGGCGGGGAGCCAUCAUCGGCCGAGGCGGCUGAGGCGGCCGAGGCGGCGGCUCUCCUGCGAGAGCGGACGGCGGCGGUGCUCGCGUCGAGCGAGGAGGUUAGCGCGCGCUCGCUGACCAGCAUAGCGUGGGCUGUCGGCCGACUCAGCGGCGGCGCCGGCAAAGACGGCGGUGGGUCGGCCGCCACGCUGUCGCCAUUGCUCGACGCGAUCGCAGCUCGGGCGCGGGCGCUGCUGGCGUCGGGCGCGCUCGACGCGUACGGCGUGGCCAACGUCGCGUGGGCGAUCGCGAGCCUGCACGCCGCGGCCGCGGCCGCGUCCUCGGAGACGGCGCCGCACCCCGCGUUGCUCGACGAGCUCGCGACCUUCGCCGCCGCCACGCCAGACGCCUUCAACGCACAGGAGGCGACCAACCUGCUCUGGGCGUUCGCGACGCUCGGCCGUCGGCACGGGCCGCUCUUCGAGGCGCUCUCCGCCUCGGCGGCGCGCCGCAUGGGCGACUACUCCACGCCGCAGGGACGGUCCCAUCGGCUCGGCGACUUCACGCCGCAGGGCCUGUCUCAGACGCUGUGGGCGUGCGCCAAGUGCGGCGUGCGCAAGAACGAGCUUCUGCUCGCUGCCGCCUCGGCCGCCGCGCCGCAGCUGUCGAGGCACGGGCCACUGCUGCGCGCCGUCUGUGCCGAGGCGGUCUCACGGCCCGCGGACUUCGACGCCGCCUCCGCCUCGCAGCUGCUCUGGGCCCCCUCGCCGGCCCUCUCGCGGCUGCGCGACGGCGUCUCGCCACUGGCGGUGCGGGCGAUGGCGGCGCGGCUGCGCGAGGCGCCCACUCUGACCGCGAACAAGCUCGGCAUCGCCGCGUGGGCGCUCGCCCGCCCCGCGGUGCUCCUGCAGGUGCCCUCCUCUGUCGCGGCGCGAUGGGAGGCGGCGUUGCGCGCGCGUGCGGUGCAGGCGCGCGGCGUGGCGGUCGCGUCGGAGCGGUCCACGCGGCUAAAUGGCGCGCCCGCCGCGCUGCUGCUUCGCGCUCCGUACGCGGGGUGCGUGGCGCGGUGGCCGUGGUACGCGGCGGGUGAUGCGGCGGCGAUGCUACUGCACGCCGUCGCGUCGGUGCUGCCUCGAGGCGCGCCGCUUUGGGUGGCGGGCAACGCGGACGAGGGCGCCGAGGGCGCGGCGGGAGCACUCGCGCAGAGCGUCGGCCCGGCCACCUUGCUGUCUUCCAAGGACGGGGCGGUGGAGGGGCGGGCGUGGCGCGUCUUCCCGGGCCUCUUCGCUGGCGGCGGGCUCGACAUCAUGACGAGCGCGAUGCUGGCCGCGCUGCCGCCGCUCCCGCGGAGGCGUGCGCGCGUGCUGGACGCAUGCUGCGGCUCGGGCGUGAUCGGCGCUGCGCUCCUGCAGCGCGACUCGUCCCUCCGCCUGCACUUGCUCGACGCCGACGCGGUCGCGGUCGCCGCGGCGGCGGAGAACGUGCCGCAGGCGCGCCGCCUCCUCCUCUGCUCCGGCUGGCCCGACGAGGCGGCCGCGUUCCCGCGCCGCGCCGCCGCUGGCCGCAGGCCUGCCCGGUACGAUUGGAUCGUCUCGAACCCUCCGGAGCAGGUGCUCGUGGGGCGGCUGAUCACCCGAGCAGUAGCCAUCGAUCACGACUGA